UAUGGUAUUGAUGAAUUAUACAUAGAAGUGUAAUCUUAUAGGUAAUUUAUGGUAUUGAUGAAUUAUUCGAAAUUUAUUUGAGCUUUAAUUGUCUUACAAAUGCACUUGUCUAGUCUGCAUUUGUCGUACAAAUGUACUUAAAAGAUCAUAUAGUCUACAAUAAUUGUUAUACACAUGCAAUUGUCUGACCUUAGUCUUCAUUUGUCGUACAAAUGUGCUUAUAUCAUCAAAUGUGUUUGAAUAGGUUCUCAAUUUUGUAAAUCUAGACUUGACUCAAAUAGUUUCCUCAAAUUGAUGACUGAGCUUUUUCUUGCAUAUGUGCUGCCAUGUGGGACUGAACUUUUGUGAGUUUUGUAACCACGUUAAUGAAUGACCAAAGUGAAUACUUCUGAAACUUUUGGAGAGCGUCUUUACGAGGGUUUAGAAAGUGAGGCUUCUAAUUUGUUGGCAGAAUGGGGUUAUUUUAGGCCGUUGCCUUGUGUUUUCUCUGCGUAAGGUUGAUAUUCUAUCCUGGAAUUAAUUUCCUCUGCUACCAUACAAUUGUGGCAGGGCAAGAUGACUGCUUUGUUUUGUUUUCGAAUCUUUGAUGAAGCUAUUCUAUUUUUUAUUUUUGAUGAUCCUACUAGUGCCUCACCAACUAGUACCUUUGAAUUUUGUCCAGUAUAUAGCAGUUGUGUUCGGAUAUCGGAUGAUUAACUAAUCAUGUAUAUGCCAGAAUAUGCAUUUGGUGAGAGUGGAAAACCUUCAUCAGGAGAUGAUGGUGUUGUGCCUCCCAAUGCUUCGCUCCAAAUGGAUCUUGGGUUAGUCUCGUGGAGGAUUGUAUCUGACAUUACUAAGGAGAGGAAGGUCCUUAAGAAGAUCUUAAAGGAAGGAGGGGGAUAUGAAAGACCAAAUGAUGGAGCUAUGGUUCUAGGUACAGUUUUGCUAAUAAAAGCUUUUAAAGGCUUUUGUACUUUGAUUUCAUUUGUAAAAGUGAGAAUAUUAUGUCUUCAUUUUCUUUAGGUUUUUUAGUUUUGACAAAGUUGGAAGAUAUACUUGAUUACUUAUAUAAUGCUAACAUGUGUUUAGUUACUUUGUGAUGCAUAAAAUUUAGUCUUGUAGUUGAAAAUCAUGUUGAUUUAAUUAGGCUUAUUUCGAUUUUUUAAUAGAUGAUAAAUAAUUUAUAAUUAGCUUGAAUUUUGGGCAUGAAUUCAUAAUCAGCAUUUUAUAAUUAUAUAUUUUUUUUAAAAGCUUGGAUUUGGCUGCGAAAUCGCUAGGAAUGUGUAGCUAGAGAUUUAUUGCGAAAUCGUUGUGAAAUAUCCUAGCGAUUUAGUUAGGAAACAUAAACGUUUGAACAUUAUUUAACUAGGCAUUAAUUGGGAACUAGCUAGGAUAU
Molecule: messenger RNA, 1375 nt
Organism: Trifolium pratense (red clover)
Lineage: Eukaryota; Viridiplantae; Streptophyta; Magnoliopsida; Fabales; Fabaceae
Product: peptidyl-prolyl cis-trans isomerase FKBP62-like
Exons: 2
Coding region: 703-1002 (99 amino acids)
Molecular function (GO): peptidyl-prolyl cis-trans isomerase activity
Source: RefSeq, a predicted model, not a curated record